Messenger RNA from Eucalyptus grandis, 2567 nucleotides. RefSeq names its product (-)-kolavenyl diphosphate synthase TPS28, chloroplastic-like. Gene Ontology annotation, biological process: gibberellin biosynthetic process. Lineage: Eukaryota; Viridiplantae; Streptophyta; Magnoliopsida; Myrtales; Myrtaceae. Gene Ontology annotation, molecular function: magnesium ion binding; terpene synthase activity. Gene Ontology annotation, cellular component: chloroplast. The record is from RefSeq and is a predicted model, not a curated record.
AAACAACGACGGCAAUUGCGACAACACCAACUCUAAUGAAAUUAUUGUCACAUGAACAUGUCCUCUCAUCUCUUCCUCUCUCUAUCCGCUCUCUCUCCUGCAAUAUGUUGCUCUUCCUCCAGUCUCGCUCCAGGUUCCACCACCAAGCUUUUCCAUCUUCUGGGAGUUUGGCCUUUUGUAAACAACGACAAGCGACUUCACCUCAAUAUUCGCCCCAGUUGCAACUCCACAUGGGAACCUCUAGAAGAAAUUGACGUGCCUAUUAUGAAGUGGCAAGAGAUUGGGGAGGAUGACCUAGGAGUUGAAGGGGUCAAGGUUGCUUCUCCAUCGAGUGAGAUCGGGGAACGAGUCAAAGCAAUCAAGUUGAUGUUUUGGUCGAUGAGUGACGGAAAAAUAAGUACGUCGGCCUACGACACAGCUUGGGUUGCUCUUGUAGAGGAUGUCGGCGGGAACGGUAACCCUCAGUUCCCGGAAGCUCUUCAAUGGAUCGCAAACAAUCAGCAUCCCGACGGUUCUUGGGGUGACGAUCUCCUCUUCUGUCCCCAUGAUCGGAUCCUCAACACCUUGGCUUGUGUCGUAGCUCUAAAGUACUGGAAGAUCCAUCCUGAUAAAUGCGAUAAAGGAAUGUCAUUCUUCAAAGACAACAUAUCUAAACUCGCAGAGGAGAAGCCCGAACACAUGCCCAUUGGGUUCGAAGUUACUUUUCCUUCGCUUAUCGAGACUGCUUGGAAAUUGGAGAUCGAGAUAUGUGACGACUCUCCAGUCUUUCGAGAGAUAUACGCGAACAGGAAUACGAAGCUCAACAAGAUACCAAGUGACCUAUUGCACCAAGUGCCCACAAGUCUCCUCCACAGCUUGGAAGGAAUGAAGGAAUUGAAGUGGGAAAAGCUACUAAAAUUGAAGAACGCAGAUGGGUCAUUCUUGUUCUCUCCCUCCGCAACUGCAUUUGCAUUCUUGCAAACCAGGGAUUUGAAUUGCUUGAAUUAUUUAAGCAGAACUGUCCAAAGAUUCCAUGGAGGAGUUCCAAAUGUGUAUCCGGUUGACUUGUUCGAGCAUCUGUGGGCCGUUGACCGCUUGCAGCGACUUGGAGUCUCUAGGUACUUCAAGGAAGAGAUCAAAGAAUGCAUGAGCUACGUUUAUAGAUAUUGGAGUGAUAAAGGGAUCAGCUGGGCAAGAAAUUCGAAUGUGGCUGAUAUUGAUGAUACUUCCAUGGGAUUCAAGCUCUUGAGACUCCAUGGCUAUGAAGUGUCUGCUGAGGUGUUUGAAAACUUUAAGAGCGGGAACGAGUUCUUCAGCUUCAUGGGGCAGUUAAUAGAGCCAGUCACCGGAAUGUUGAAUCUGUAUAAGGCCUCUGAAUUGAUCUUCCCGGGAGAGAAAAUCCUUAAGGAUGCGAACAGACAUGCGGCGAAGUUUCUGAGACGGAAACAAGAAGCUAACGAGCUAUUCGAUAAGUGGAUCAUAACCAAGGACUUACCCGGCGAGGUGGGAUACGCUCUUGAUGUUCCUUGGUAUGCAAACUUACCUCGCGUGGAGUCGAGAUUUUACAUAGACCAGUGUGGCGGCCAAAACGACGUGAUUGGCAAGACUCUCUACAGGAUGGAGUACGUUGACAACGAUGUCUAUCUCGAGCUUGCCAAGCUGGAUUACAACAAUUGCCAAGCUUUGCACCUCUCAGAAUGGGACAAUUUUCAGGGGUGGUACUGCGAGAGCAAACUCGUCGACUUUGGGAUAAGUGGGAAGACUCUUCUCUAUUCUUACUUUACGGCGGCAGCAAGCAUUUACGAACCGGAAAGGGCGGGAGAGAGACUUGCAUGGGCCAAAGCGAGAGUGUUGGUGGAUGCAAUCGCCUCGUACUUGGAGGGAGAGGGAGCCACUCGUGAGCAAAGAGGAGCCUUUGUUCGCGCGUUUCAGCAGUUCUCCAGGAAACAGAAGCACACAAGCGGAAGGAGCUCCAUUUUGGAUGAGAGAGGAGAAGGGCUCAUUGCAGCUCUGCUCGGAACCGUAGACCAGCUCUCAUUGGAAGUCUUGGAGGCCCGCGGUAAAGACAUUAGCCAUCCUCUACGUGCUGCGUGGGAAAAGUGGCUGGUGGGAUAUGGAGAGGAAGGAGAUAAGUACAAAGGAGUGGUCGAACUCCUCGUGCAGAUGAUAGCUCUCGGCGCUUGCAACAGUCUUCUCUCGGACGACCUCUCGUCUCAUCCUGAAUGCCACCGUCUCUGCAAUCUCACCAGCACGAUCUGCCGUCAGUUGGCUCAUCACCAAACCCAAAAGGUACGUAAAAACGAGAACGACCAGAUAGAAAUGGCCAUGCAAGAGCUGGCGCAACUGGUGCUCCAGAAUUCAACUCGGGGGCUCAAUAGAGACGUGAAGGACGCGUUCUUUGCUGUCACGAGGAGCUUCUACUACACUGCCCAUUGCGAUACCGGGACAAUCAAUUCCCACAUUGCCAAAGUGCUCUUCGAGAGAGUGAACUAAAACUCCGUAACAUAAACUUUUAUAGCAAAUAAUGCAGGUUGAUGUAUAAAAUUGGUACACUCGAUGGCAUGAUGGAUUAUAAUCAGGCAUUUAAA